This is a messenger RNA of Aspergillus pseudotamarii, 436 nucleotides long. RefSeq lists its product as uncharacterized. The transcript has a single exon. Lineage: Eukaryota; Fungi; Ascomycota; Eurotiomycetes; Eurotiales; Aspergillaceae. The coding region runs from base 70 to 339 and encodes 89 amino acids. The record is from RefSeq and is a predicted model, not a curated record.
AGUAGGUAUGUAUAUACGGAAUACAGUACGUUGGAGUGCGUAGGGAUAUCUCUCAACUAAUUUAGUUUGAUGUGGCAUGGAAUAAAAUUUAUAGUCUCCAACAAUAGUUCUCUCGUUCUUCUGUUUUCUCUAACUAGUUACUCCAUAGCACUUAGUAAUCAAUUUGGUUUUUGUUUACUGAUUGUCCCGUCCGUCCAUCAUUUGCAAACUCAUUUAAAAAAAACUCAUUCAGGAACAAUACAGUUCUACUUCUCUAAUCCACAUAUGGCUCAAUAUCAUUUGGGAGAUAUAGGUUUCCACAUUUAUAAAUAUCGCUACUACGUAAUUGUCUUUCCGUAGGGAUAAUUUGUCCGAUAUGAUAGUAGUACCCACAACUCAAGGUUAUGAUAGGUACUCCGUGUUAUUCUUUCUAUUCUUUUUUUUUUUUUUUUUUUUU